AUGGUCAAAGCAGGCGUUUUAGGUGCCACCGGGUCCGUAGGCCAGCGUUUCAUCUUGUUAUUGGCUGAACAUCCAGAGUUCGAAAUCCACGCCUUGGGCGCUUCCGCCCGUUCUGCUGGUAAGCCGUACAAUGACGCAGUUACCUGGAAACAGACAGCAUUGUUGCCUGAAGUGGCCAGAAACAUGAUUGUCGAGGAGUGCAAGCCUGAAGGAAGAUUUGCUGAAUGUGAUGUCGUCUUUUCAGGGCUAGACGCCGACUUUGCCGGUGAGAUCGAGAAGGCAUUUUGCGAGGCUGGCAAGGCGGUGAUUUCCAACGCUAAGAACUACAGAAGAGACCCGGGGGUGCCUUUGGUUGUGCCAAUCGUCAACCCAGAUCACUUGAGUGUUAUAGAGAAGAAGACGGCCGACGCCAGAAAGGCAGGCAAGGAGAAACCGGGUUUCAUUGUGUGUAUUUCCAACUGCUCUACCGCAGGCUUGGUGGCUCCAUUGAAACCUUUGGUCGAUAAGUUUGGCCCCAUCGACGCCUUGACCACCACGACAUUGCAGGCUAUUUCUGGUGCAGGGUUUUCCCCUGGUGUUUCUGGUAUAGACGUGUUGGACAACAUUGUACCUUACAUUGGAGGCGAAGAAGAAAAGAUGGAAUGGGAAACAAGGAAGAUCUUGGGUAAGCCAAAUGCUGAUGGCACUGGUUUUGAGCUUGUCGACGAGGACAAGAUGAGAGUUAGCGCUCAGUGCAACCGUGUGGCCGUCAGCGAUGGUCACACCGAAUGCAUUUCCUUCAGAUUUGCCAACAGACCACCACCUUCUGUGGAAGAGGUCAAGCAGACUAUGAAGGAGUACGUUUGUGACGCCUCGAAGUUGGGAUGCCCAUCUGCGCCCAAACAGACCAUCCACGUUUUGGAGGAGCAGGAUAGACCUCAGCCAAGAUUGGACAGGGACAGGGACUCUGGUUACGGUGUUUCUGUGGGCAGAGUUAGAGAAGACCCCGUGUUGGACUUCAAGAUGGUUGUCUUGUCCCACAACACCAUCAUUGGCGCAGCCGGCGCCGGGAUCUUGAUUGCCGAGAUCUUGAAGGCGAAGAGCAUUAUCUAG
Molecule: messenger RNA, 1092 nt
Organism: Candidozyma auris
Lineage: Eukaryota; Fungi; Ascomycota; Pichiomycetes; Serinales; Metschnikowiaceae
Gene: HOM2
Product: aspartate-semialdehyde dehydrogenase
Exons: 1
Coding region: 1-1092 (363 amino acids)
Biological process (GO): L-threonine biosynthetic process
Molecular function (GO): protein dimerization activity; NADP binding; NAD binding
Source: RefSeq, a predicted model, not a curated record